GCCGGGGCGCGCAGGGAAGGGGAUCGGUCCAAGCCGCGCAGUCCCCGGUUUGCCUUUAUUGCAGACGUGGAAACUCACUCCGCCGGGACCUAGGUUGUUAGCCCGGGGGGCCCCUUCGCGGCGGAGGAUUCAGAAGACCAGCCCAGGCGUGCCCUGCUCCCCAGCCUGCAGGUGGCAAUCUCGUCUUUCCGCCGUAGAGGAGUGGAGGCCGACUCCAAAGGCGCUGCAAGGCCUUCCCCACCAUGAGCGCUUGGAAUUCGCCGCGGAAUUCGACCUAGCCUUCCGGGACCCGCCCCUGGCCCCUGGCCCCUGGCCCCGCCCAUCUCAGCGGGUCAGCGCGCGGCGAUUGGCGGCGGGGCAGGGGCGGAGCUCCGGGAGGUGGACUGAGUGGGCCGGGCCUGGGUCGGGACAAAAGCCUGGAAGCGCCGCCGUUUCAGCUCUGGGUUUCUGCGGAGACCGUGUCAGAAGCCGAAGCAGCUGGAGUGCAGCUGGGAUUGCCAGAGUGUGCGCUUGUGGGGUUAAGCGUGUGAGGGCUGUGGCGUUCUCGGGUCAUCGCCAGCGUACCUUCUCCUGCAGGAGAUAAACUGCACUCAGCUGAGUCUGCAAGAUUGAGAGGCGUUGGGGUGAUCAGAAGUUGUAAAGGUUUAUUGAAGUCAAAAUGUCUCAAAAAAUCCAAGGCGGUUCUGUAGUAGAGAUGCAAGGAGAUGAAAUGACACGAAUCAUUUGGGAGUUGAUUAAAGAGAAACUUAUUUUUCCCUAUGUGGAAUUGGACCUGCACAGCUAUGAUUUAGGCAUAGAGAAUCGCGAUGCCACCAAUGACCAGGUCACCAAGGAUGCUGCAGAAGCUAUAAAGAAGUACAACGUUGGUGUCAAGUGUGCCACCAUCACCCCCGAUGAGAAGAGGGUGGAGGAGUUCAAGUUGAAGCAAAUGUGGAAAUCACCCAACGGCACCAUCCGAAAUAUCCUGGGUGGCACUGUGUUCAGAGAAGCUAUUAUCUGCAGAAAUAUCCCCCGGCUUGUGAGUGGAUGGGUAAAACCCAUCAUCAUAGGUCGUCAUGCUUAUGGCGAUCAAUACAGAGCAACUGAUUUUGUUGUCCCGGGGCCUGGAAAAGUAGAGAUAUCCUACACGCCAAGCGAUGGAUCCCCCAAAACGACAUACCUGGUACAUAACUUCACAGAGGGUGGUGGUGUUGCCAUGGGGAUGUACAAUCAAGAUAAGGCAAUCGAAGAUUUUGCACACAGUUCUUUCCUGAUGGCUCUGUCUAAGAAUUGGCCUUUGUAUCUGAGCACCAAAAACACUAUUCUAAAGAAAUAUGAUGGACGUUUUAAAGACAUCUUUCAGGAGAUAUAUGACAAGCAGUACAAAUCUCAGUUUGAAGCUCAGAAUAUCUGGUACGAGCACAGGCUCAUAGAUGACAUGGUGGCCCAAGCUAUGAAAUCAGAGGGAGGCUUCAUCUGGGCCUGUAAAAACUAUGAUGGGGAUGUGCAGUCGGACUCCGUGGCCCAAGGUUAUGGCUCUCUUGGCAUGAUGACCAGUGUGCUGGUUUGUCCAGAUGGCAAGACAGUAGAAGCAGAGGCUGCCCACGGGACUGUAACACGUCACUACCGAAUGUACCAGAAAGGACAGGAGACAUCCACCAAUCCCAUUGCUUCCAUUUUUGCCUGGACCAGAGGCUUAGCCCACAGAGCUAAACUUGAUAACAAUAAAGACCUCAGCUUCUUUGCAAAGGUUUUGGAAGAAGUCUGUAUUGAGACCAUUGAGGCUGGCUUCAUGACCAAGGACUUGGCUGCUUGUAUUAAAGGUUUACCCAAUGUGCAGCAUUCUGACUACCUGAAUACAUUUGAGUUCAUGGAUAAACUCGGAGAAAACUUGAAGACAAAACUAGCUCAGGCCAAACUUUAAGGUCAUCCCUCGUCUUUGGAGGAUGUGUGUUUUUGGUAACUAGGUCCACUGGUUUACAUUUUUCUCUAUAACACUCAAGAGUAAAGGCAAAAUCAAUUCUGUAAUUUGUUUAGAAGCCAGAGUUUAUCUUUUCUAUAAGUUUACAGCCUUUUUCUUAUCCAUACAGUUAUGCCACCUCUGUGAACGUGGCAGGGGACUUUUUUUAAAUCUUAUUUUAUUUUCUACUAGUAGCCUAGGAAUUACUUUUAGUGUCCAUUUGUACUCACUGUCACUUUUCUUCAUGUUCUGAUAUAAAUGACCAAAAUGAAGAGUGCUUGAAAGGGUAAACUAUAGCCACAGUACUAUUCCCUAAAAUUGUAUAAAGUAGAAAUUCAUUCCCUUUCCCACUUUCCAUGGCCUGUGGCACUGGGUGGAUUUGAUUUAACAGAUGUCCCAUUAUGUGAGGUAGAAGCUGUACGUUAAACUUGCACAUGAUUUGGAAUGAAAAGCAUGGCUGUAAGUAAAAGGUGUUGAAGACACAGUCAUCCUUGUAAAGAGCUCUAGCUGAAUGUUUCAAAAAUACUACAUAUUUUUGAGCUCACUGGAGAAUCCAGAAUAAAUACUAACUGGGGGUUUGUCCUCUGUGUUUGUCUCCUCCUCCUCGCCUUGUGUGGCCUAAGUAUUAUGCUACCCUGAACGGCGUAUUUCAUCCACGUGCAAUACUACAAGCUGCACCUUUCUUGGACUUCUGCUGACCUGUUUUAUUUCCUUUAUAUAAAUGUGAUUUUUCAGAAUUUGAUUGUAAACACUAUUCUAGUCCUGUUCUUAAUCCAAACUAUCAAUUUUAAUUAAAAUUAAGUGCUGAUGAGUA
Balaenoptera acutorostrata (minke whale) is the source of this 2753-nucleotide messenger RNA. RefSeq names its product isocitrate dehydrogenase (NADP(+)) 1 (gene IDH1). Bases 659 to 1903 code for a protein of 414 amino acids. The record is from RefSeq and is a predicted model, not a curated record. Gene Ontology annotation, molecular function: NAD binding; magnesium ion binding; isocitrate dehydrogenase (NADP+) activity. Gene Ontology annotation, biological process: isocitrate metabolic process. NCBI's taxonomy places the organism in Eukaryota, Metazoa, Chordata, Mammalia, Artiodactyla, Balaenopteridae. The transcript has 10 exons. Gene Ontology annotation, cellular component: peroxisome; cytosol; mitochondrion.